This is a messenger RNA of Vespula pensylvanica (western yellowjacket), 3223 nucleotides long. RefSeq names its product solute carrier family 2, facilitated glucose transporter member 5-like. Gene Ontology annotation, cellular component: membrane. The transcript has 9 exons. Gene Ontology annotation, molecular function: hexose transmembrane transporter activity. The coding region runs from base 974 to 2248 and encodes 424 amino acids. Lineage: Eukaryota; Metazoa; Arthropoda; Insecta; Hymenoptera; Vespidae. Gene Ontology annotation, biological process: monosaccharide transmembrane transport. The record is from RefSeq and is a predicted model, not a curated record.
CUGAAUAAAGUAGUAUCACGGUACAAAGGUGAAGGUUUAAAAAAUGACAGAUUUAUAGAAAGAACGAUAAGUAGCAUUAAUAUGACAUAUCCUGUUAAAUUAUAUCCUGCUUCGUCAAAUACUCAUACGGCAUUUCCUUGUUUAACAAUUAGAUAAGAUAAGAUGUCAUAUGAAAUUUUCUUUAUAAACGAAAAAUCUUAGUACAAUUAAUACUCGCGAACAUUUGUGAUUGAUUUAUCGUGGCAUUAUUCUAAAAUACGUACGUAUUUACCUGCGUAAAGGUAAAUUGAAAUCAUUAGAAAUCGUAAAACCAUUAUCAGCUAGAUUUUCCAUUCAUAUUCUAUAAAAAUUUAUAAAGAACACCAAAUAUAUGAAGAAAUUUAUUCGUAUAUAUACACACAAAUGAUCUAACCUUAAAGGUGUAUACCUGUGUGUUUCGACUAAUUUUAGAUUGUAGCGCCACAUAUAGCAUUUCGAGAACAUUAACCUUUCUUUCUCGACUUUUUGUUUAACCCGGCACUUUUAGCAUUUCAUAUUUUCUAAACAUGCUACCAGAAUCUGACGUUUCUGCAUUAUGCAUCGAUGUGUCGAAAACCACGCCAGUUACCGGUGAAUCAAAAAUAACCUUUCCAGGUAUUUCUACGAUAUGUGGUAUUUUUGAGUUUUGUUCCAUCGUACUGUCCCUGGCUUAUCUAUUUUCUCUCGCUGAUUGGUCUUCAAGAGUGCAACAUAUUGCUCUGCAUAUUGCUUGUGAUACUUAUUUAUUCCAGCGAAAAAAGAAAAUGAAAUUGACCCUGGAUCAAGUAGAUGGACCACUUUAUUGGUCUUGGCAGGAGCUACGUGUUGUUUGGGUUCCGCGCUACCAGCAGGAUACAGCUUAGGUGUAUUAAACAAUCCUGCAGAGUUAAUCCAGAACUUUUGCAAUGAAAGUAUUAUCGAAAGAUAUGACAUACAAUUUACUCACAAUGAGCUGAUGAUAUUAUGGGCUACCAUAGUAUCAAUUUUUUUAAUUGGCGGAGUGACCGGAUCUUUAGUAGCAAGUUGGUUAGCAGAUAGAUUCGGAAGAAAGGGAGCUUUGAUGAUUGGAAAUAUCUUUGGAAUCUUAGGUGCUAUUCUCUUUCUCCUUGUACCAACAUUAAAUUCUGUUGAAUUAUUACUUGCAGGCAGACUAAUUGUUGGUCUGUCAGGAGGAUUAGCUACUAGUUUGUUACCAAUGUAUAUGACAGAAAUAGCACCUCUUAAAUUAAGAGGUGCUGUUGGAGUACUAUGUCAAUUAGGUAUCACGUCUGGUGUGUUCCUUGGACAAAUUGCAGGACUUGAUACAGUGUUAGGUACUAAAGAAAGUUGGCAUAUCCUGUUAGCAGCAUGUUCACUUUUAUGCGCAACUGCGCUGCUACUUACCUUUGCACUGCCAGAAAGUCCAAAAUAUUUAUAUAUAAUUAAGGAACAGCAAAGUAAAGCUCUUAAAGAGUUAAGUCGUUUACGUAAUAUGGAUAUUAUGUUAUUACAAAACGAAGUUGCUGCUUUGCAACACGAAUUCGUGACCAAAUCAUCGACAGAUAAUUGGACGAUAGGUCGUAUAUUAAAAGAGCCUACACUUAGAUUACCUUUACUCCUAGUAUGCUCUCUUCAGUUCGGCCAGCAAUUAACUGGUAUAAGUGCAGUAUUUUAUUACUCGAGUUCGAUAUUUAAAGAUGCAGGAUUAGGAAGUACUGGAUCACAAUAUGCUACUCUUGGAACUGGCUUCGCUAAUAUUGCUAUGGCUGUGGUAUCUGUUCCUGUUAUGUCAUUAUUCCAUAGACGAAUUGUGUUAUUAAGUAGUUGUUAUUUAUGUAUUGGAUGUCUCAUUGUUUUAUGUACUUCCAUAGCUUUAAUUCAUACAGUUUCAUUUAUGCCAUGGGUGUGUAUAGUGACAGUAAUCGUUUAUGUCAUCUUUUAUGGUAUUGGCCUUGGUCCAAUUCCAUUUUUUAUUGGAUCAGAAUUAUUUGAUGUUGGGCCCAGACCUGUUGCAAUGUCUCUUGGAAGUGUUUGUAAUUGGGGUGGUAAUUUUAUUGUUGGAAUGUUAUUUCCAACGAUGCAAGAAUUACUCGGCCCGUAUACUUUUCUUAUUUUUACAGGAUGUAUUAUACUUCUAGCACAAUUUGUUGGACUCUAUUUGCCAGAAACAAGAGGUAAAAGUACUAUGGAAGUUGCAGCAUCCAUUACACAAGGAUUGAAGUCAAGACCGAAUGCAAAGCCCGCGACUUAGAUAAUAAAUCUUUAGGAUAUUUAAAUGUGAUGAUUAAUAAAAAAAAAAUGGCCUAUAUAAAUGCUUUACUCCAUAAGCAAUGAUGUUAUGGAUAAAGUUAAAUGUUAUAAAAAGCAACCAUGAAAGCAAUGGGAUCAUGAUUUGCUUAUGUGUUAUAUCAUUUUUAAAGGAACAUUUGUUUUAUUUUUAACGAAAAAAUUAACUUAUUAUUAAUGUUGUAUAUAUUUACAUAAACAUGUACACAAUCUACAUUUCCAUUAUAUUGGAUAUAAUGGAUUAUAUUUAUAUGAAGUUAAUACGUUUUACGUUCUUAUAUCGUCGUACAAUUGAUCUAAUUUCUGAUAGAAUACUAAACAUAAAACUGUGUGUGGUGCUAUUCUCAUCCACGUUGGGAAAGUUCCUUUAUAUAAGCCAUACAAACCUUCUGUUCGUAUUAUCUUAACCAAAGCAUCAUAGAGCCCAUUAUAGAGCAUACCUUUCCCACCUUUCGUUGCUCCUACGUAUAUCCAAUAAAAUUCAAGAAUGAUCAAGCAUAAUGGUAAUAGAAUGGGAAGAGUAUUCAUGUAUUGCUUACUUUGAUUAUACAAUCUUGUUGCCAAUACGUCAAAAGGUUGCAUAGUGACAGCUACACAUGAUCCACCGAUUAACGAAGAAACGAAAGUCAAAGUUAUAGGAUAAUCUGUAAGUAUCUGAAAACCAAAAAAGAAAAAAUCGUACUUGAUUUUAUCAUACGAUUACCUAUCUAAUACACUUACAUUCAAAGAACGUAACAAAUCUGAGACCAAACCGAACGUAGUCAACUGCGUAGACGAGCCAAUAAAUAAUCUAGGUAUAUUGGCAUACCAGCCACGAUAUAACGCAGCUAUACCACCUUGCUUCCAUAGUUUUAUAAAUGCUGACAACGUUCCUGUAUGACCGUGUUGAUAACCAACGGCAAUGGAUUGCGCAGAUUGAGCUUGAAUCUGUGUCUUGACC